CUCGCGUUCAGCAAGGCGCUCAUCAAGGAAGACGCGCAGGUCACGCGCGACGCGGUCGCGUACUCGUACUACAUUCAAUACGCGUCCAUCGCGACCGGGUGUUUGGCAGUGGUCUUGCUGCCGAGCCAGAAGGCGGCGGUCGCCGAGCUCAAGAAGAACGGCGGCAGCCAGCCGCGGGUCGCCGCGUUCAUCUUUUUCUCGUUCUUCACGACGCUCUGCGUGGCCGUCACGGGCAGUCUCAGCUCCAUGUACGAGAGCACCAACUGCCUCUUGCUCGCGGGCGGCGACGGCUGCGAAGUGGCGCCCUCGAGCACGUACCUCCUCGGCAUCUUUGUGCCCGUGGGCCUCGCGCUGCUUCUGAUCGCCAAGUUUACCUUCUUCCACAAGUAA
This is a messenger RNA of Saprolegnia diclina VS20, 390 nucleotides long. RefSeq lists its product as hypothetical. The annotation marks the transcript as partial. NCBI's taxonomy places the organism in Eukaryota, Oomycota, Saprolegniomycetes, Saprolegniales, Saprolegniaceae. The record is from RefSeq and is a predicted model, not a curated record. The transcript has a single exon.